This is a messenger RNA of Owenia fusiformis, 661 nucleotides long. NCBI's taxonomy places the organism in Eukaryota, Metazoa, Annelida, Polychaeta, Sabellida, Oweniidae. The record is from the annotation of a GenBank genome assembly.
GGGAAAGAGCAAAAAUUUCAAAUUACUUUACCUGUAAAAAUAAAAUGUUUAGUCACCGAGAGAUUUGCUUCAGUACUGAUGUAAGAGAGAAAAGCCCGCAAAAAGAAAGAAAUAUUUGGCGCAAAGUAAUUUGAUUGGUUGUAAGCAAAUUAAGCUAUUUUAAUCCAAGAUAAAAAUAGCCUGCUUUAGCUAUUUCGAGUUCUGAUAUGUUCCCUUGCCCCGGUAUCCCCUGGGGCUGGGAUCGUACCUCGCACCCCCUUCUAGUUGCUGCCUCCGAAGCUGAUUGACAUAUGCUACAUAGUGCCUGUGAGGUUAAGUUCUGCCCUAGUCCUAGUUAUUACCCACAUUACCUCCCAUAUUGUGUUGUGAAUUCCCAUUUCACCCAGGUAGUCCCUGGGGUUGGUACUGAAAAUACUGUUGUUGCAUGUUCCAAGGCCAGGGAUUGGCCCACCCAGCGUUCCAUCCUGGCAUCCCCUGAGAUGAAGUUGCUGGUUGCAAAUAUCCCCCUUCCCACCAAUUCUUUGUUUGGGGAAUCACUGGUUGUUACCAUUCAUGCUUCCUUUGACCCUCUUCAAUGUCCAAGUCUAUUGGACCCAUCUCUGCGUUACUUUCUACCUCUGACCUAUAUCCUCUUGAAAUCAUUGCUAGAGCUAUCACCAUG